Messenger RNA from Sphaeramia orbicularis (orbiculate cardinalfish), 6574 nucleotides. Its product is annotated as envoplakin-like. The record is from RefSeq and is a predicted model, not a curated record. The transcript has 22 exons. Gene Ontology annotation, molecular function: cadherin binding; structural molecule activity. Lineage: Eukaryota; Metazoa; Chordata; Actinopteri; Kurtiformes; Apogonidae. The coding region runs from base 111 to 6251 and encodes 2046 amino acids. Gene Ontology annotation, biological process: intermediate filament cytoskeleton organization; wound healing. Gene Ontology annotation, cellular component: cytoskeleton; intermediate filament; membrane.
GACGCCACCAGAGACAAAUAAUCAAGAGGAAGAAAGAGGAGAGGAGACAGAGGAGGCAGAGGAAACACUUGGACUCAGAUUAUAGACACAGGCCUCAACAGUCUCCAAAGAUGUCGAAGAAAAAGGAAAGCAGUCCUGUUAAGCUGAGCAAGAGUCAGGCCAACGACCUCGCUGUGGUGAUUUCUCGAAUGCAGAAUAAUGCAGACCACGUAGAGAAGAACAUCCUCCGCUCAGAGAAUCUCCUGGCUGUGGACACAGAGCGGCGCAAGAAGAACCAAACCCUAGUCCACCAGAAUGAGAACUCUGAGAACCUGGCUGAAGCUGAAGUUCUGCUGAAGGAGCUUUUCAUGGACGUGGGCAGGGCCAAGAAGCUGCAGCACCCACAAGCCAACGAGAUAGAGCGAGAUGUGAAAAACCUCCAUGACCGCUGGGCGAAGGACUGCACUACCUACAGGGAACUGUACGACCAGGUGCAGAAUCUGGACCCAACACAGAGGAUUAACUGGGCUCCUUUACUGGAUGAAAAGCUGAAGCGUUUACAGACAGAGGCAUACGGCCCCGGCCUGUCUGAUGUGGAGAAGCAGAUCGCAGCACAUAACCUUCUGCACCAGGAGAUUGAGGCCUACAGCGCCCAGCUUCAGCCGAACACCACCGCCUCAAAGGAGCAGUACGCCCAACUGAAAGAGAAAUAUGCUCAACUUUGUGAAAACUCCCAGCGGAGACGCACCAGUUUGGCCUCUCUGUACGACUACAUGCAGAACUGCAGUAAAGAAAUGGUCUACCUGUCGGGCCAGCAGGAUAGGAUCCUCCAAAGAGACUGGAGCGAUCGUAUGGUUGACCCCCCUGGUGUCCGCAUGGAAUAUGAGAAAUUCAAAAAUAAUGGACUUCUGGCUCAUGAGAAGGAGAUCAACCAGCUUCAGGAAGAAGGAGAGCAUCUCAUUGAAAUGAAACACCCCGGCAGUUCAACCAUAAUGACCUACAAGGAUAAUCUGCAGGGCGAGUGGCAGAGAUUUCUCAACUUGUGUCUCGCACAAGAACAACAUCUGGACAACAUCAGAGACUAUAAGAGGUUUCAGCUCGAUGCAGAGACUCUGUCCGACUCUCUCAGUCGACUCAACUCCACCCUGGACCCAAAUUCUCUGGCUGACAGGAGCAAUCCUCAGGUCCUGUUGGCACUAGAGGGUGAUGAACCAGCAGUGAAAAGAAAUGAGCAGCGUCUGUCCGCCCUCAAAGACCUUAGCAGCAACGUCGCCCCACUCAAGCUACGGCGAAUCCAGCCCAGUAAACCCACCACCGCUGUGUCGCUGUGUGACUGGGCAGAUGAAGAGGAUUCACUGAGACAUGGGGAGACGCUGCUUCUUAAAUCCAACUCUGAUAAUCAGAGGUGGGAGCUCCAGAACAGCCAAGGGAGAACUAAAACCCUCCCGGGGGUGUGUUUUAUGAUCCCACCUCCUGAUGACGAGGCUCUGGAGAAAGUGAAGAGUCUGGACAGAGAACUGACCAACCUGAAGAGCCGCAGAUCUGCUCUAAUCGCCUCCUUGAAGAACCAAACUGUGGAGGUGGUUGUCCCUCAGAAGGCAGCGGCGGUUUCCAGCGCUCCAGAGGAUCCCAGAGCUGAAAUGCUGGCACGGGAUUUAGACAUUAUCAACGAUAACCUGGAUUUGUGCAAAAAGAAAAUCCUGGGCCGACUCAGGGCACCACUGGAUAACCGCAACCCGACUCAAGACCUGGCGGAGCGGCUGCAAGACCAUGAGAAAUCUGUUCUCGAUGUAACAAAGCUGGAGUCUGAGAAGGCCGCUGCCCAGAGAGAGCUAGAGCCCAUUCUGUCCCAGAAACCCCUGGGACCCACUGGAUCCACACUGCCCCUCAAACUCAGCGCUGCCAACAACAAGCUGGAUGAUCUCAACACCCUCCUCGAUCUGUACCAUAAAAAAGCUACAGCCUCCAUGUACCUUGAGAAGAAGAUACAGAAUAUGGAUGGUGUCAUCUCUGGGUUUGAGGAGCAGCUGAUGAAGGAUGGUGCAAUUCCUGAUCAACCUAAUGCCCUCCAGAAAUGCAACAAGCAGCUGCAGGCUCUACGAAAGGAUGUCGCCUCAAAGAAAGAUGAGCUGACUAAAUUAGGCAAAGAGUUAGAGCUGACAGAACAAGCCUGUAGAUCCCUCCAGCAGAACUUCAACGAAUACUGCCCCGACAUCCGCCGCCAAGGGGAGGAGGUGAAACAACUGAAGAACCGCUUCGCUAGCGUCAAUAAUCAGGUCCAGGAGAGAUCUAUUCUUAUACAAGAAGCCAGCAAUAAAAACCAAGAUUUCCAGAAUGCUGGUCAGUUACUUGAUUUCUUCUUGAUCAAUUUGCCCGACAAUAAGAUUAAACCAACAGAUGAUGUGGCACAGAUCGCAGCCAAGGAGAACUCCCAGAAGAAAGUAGUGGAGGACAUCAAGAGGAAAUCAGAUGACUUAAAAAGAGUCCAGAGUCUGUCUCAUGAUUUGCAGAAUGUACUUAACGAAUAUGAGAGUAAGUCAAACACUUACCGCAGCAUUCUCAAAGAUGGCAAUGAUGAUGAAGAAGAUGAUGAAGAGGAUGAUGUUCCAGUUCUAAAGAAACGUCAAUCUUCAACUAUGGCUCAGGCAGUACGGAGACAGGAAAAAGAUCUACUCAACCUUUUCUCUGAGGUUUCGGCAGAGAAUGAUCAGACACUCCAGCAGCUGAGGACGGCAAAGAACAUCAUGGCCAGGAAUGAAGAAAGAGUUAGCCAGGUAGUGGUCAAUCAGCAGCUGCAGCUCCAGAGCCAGAAGAAGGACCUGGAGGAAAGUGGCAGUCUGAAGAAAGAGCUAAAUGAGGAGAUUGAGAGGCGCUUAUAUACGGAAAACGAACUGGAGACGUACAGGAAAAGGUUCAUGUCUCUGAAGAAUAGAAGAGGAGUGGAGAGGAGGGAGGAGAAGGAAGUGGUCAAAUACUACCGUGACCCCAAACUGGAGGUGGAGCUGGAGUCCCUGAAAAAGAAGAUCCAGAAUGAAGCUUUGAAGAGGUCAAAAAUCCACUCUGAGCUUGAAAUUACCAAGGAGAAGAUGAUCAGAGUGGAAACACAGCUGAGCAAAAUUGAGCCUAAACUGGUGACCAAGGUACUGACUGAGUACGAGAGGGACCCCCAGCUCGACAAAGAAGCAGCUAGGAUUAGAGAUGAGAUGCAGAGGAUACGCCAAGAGCUCCAAACUAGAGAUACAGAGACUGUUCAUGUAAAGACUGAGCUCACAGUUCUGACACAGAAGAAACCAAAGAUCAGGGAGAGGGUUGUUCAAAAGGAAGUGGUGAAGGUUGAAAAGGAUCCAGAAAUGCUGAGAGCCGUCCUCACAUUCCAGAAUGAUAUUGCAGAUGAAGAAUCCAUGUGCAAGGUCCUCAAUGAUGAUAUUUUUAGAACAAGGAGCCAAAUUAACACCAUAGAGACACUUAUUCCCACCAUCCAACCCAAGAUAGUCACCAAAGUAGUGAAACAGGUACAGCAAGAUCUAGAAACACUUGAGGAGUCCAAGAAACUACGCAUGGCCUUGGAAGAAGAGAAAGAUGAGAACGUAAUCUUGUUGAAGGACUUGACCACACUUCAGCUGCGUUACGGUGAAGUUGAAAAACUCAAGCCCAAAGUGGAAGUCAAGGAGAUUGUCAAUGAACUUUACAGGGUCGAUCCAGAGACAGAAGUUGAGCUGCUACGUCUGAAAAAAGAGCUGCAGGACUCUGUCCGAAACCGUACAAACCUGGAAAAAGAAAUCGAGACAGUGCGAGUGAAUCUGACCACUUUACGUGCCCAGAAACCCAAAGUGGAGUACAAGGAGGUGACCCAGGAAGUCAUCAAACAAGAGAAAAGUCCAGAAGUCGUCAGGGAGCUGCAAAGGCUGAAAAACCAAGUGUCCCGCCUACAAGUGAACUGUGAUUCGACUCUAGAACUGCUGAUCCACCUACGGAAAGAGCGAGAUGAGCUUAAAGAAGAAAAAUCCAAGGUGGAGACGAAAAUAGUGAAUAAAGAAAUUGUCAAAUACGAGAAUGACCCUCUCCUUUUGAAAGAAGCUGACAGACUUAGGAGAAAUGUCCGAGAAGAGAUUCAGCAGCGGCGCAGCUUGGAGGAGUGUCUCUUUGACCUGCAGAACCAGUAUAUAACCCUCGAAAGGCAGAAGCCAGAGGAGAAGAUUGUAACACAGGAGGUAGUGCGUCUUCAGAAAGACCCCAAGCAGAUUCUUGAUCAUGAGAAGCUCAACAGGACAUUGGAUGAUGAGAUGAAGGCCCGCAGGAAGCUUGAGUUAGAGGUCCGACAGCUCCGAGGCCUGAUUCAGGAAAAAGAAAACACCCUGGCUCAGAUGGACGAGCGUUCAAAGAAGAUUCAAGUAGAGUCGGAGCUCAGACAGAUCAAAAGUCGCAUUCUUGAACUAGAAAAUGCUCCACCACCCGUUGAGGAGAAAAUCAUCAUCGAAGAGGUGCUCAAAGUGGAGAGGGAUCCCGAACUAGAAAAACUAACAGACGGUGUUCGUGUCAACUUGGAGUCUGAGGGCACCAACAUCAGCCGUCUAGAGAGAGAAAUCCGCAACCUGAAGCUGAAGUUGGAAAUUCUACAAAAGGAGAAGUCAGUGGAGAAAGUUGUUCACAGAGAAGUUGUUCGUGUGGAAAUGGACCCAGCUCAGGAGGCUGAAAGGGAACAUCUAAGAGAACUUGUGACACAGGAGAGAAACCUAAGACGCAACCAGGAAGACAACUUACAGAACCUCACCAUUAAAAUCAAUCAUCUGCACACAUCCAAGUCUGUGGUUUCUCAGGAGGAGAACCUUCUCAUCACAAACAGAGAUGCUCUGCAGAGAGAGAGGGACGAUCUCCUCCAACAGCUCAAAUCAUUUGAGUCUCAACGGCAGAACAUAAACAUAACCUUCCAGCAACAGUCGAAGCUAAUGAGUGAAAGAAACCAGAUUGCACGGCAGAGGAGUCUAAAGGCAUCCAGUGAAGUCCAACGGCUGGAGAAAGACAUACUAAAUGAAAAGGACAAAAUACACCAAAAAGAGGCACUCAUCUUGGAGUUACAGAACAGCAUUAAGACAGAGGACCAAAAUGAAACUCACACCAGAGAGACAAAUCUUUCCACUAAAAUCACCAUCCUGGAUCCAGACACCGGCAAAGACAUGUCCCCGUAUGAUGCGUACUUACAGGGGCUGAUUGAUCGCAAUCAGUACAUCCACCUAUCAGAGCUGGAGUGUGACUGGGAGGAAAUUACCUCCACUGGUCCAGAUGGAGACACAACAAUCCUGCAAGAUCGUAAGAGUGGGAAGCAGUACUCAGUCAAAGAUGCUCUGAAGCAGGGUCGCCUCACUCAGAAUGAUGUGAGCCGCUACAAAGACGGGAAAAUGUCCAUUUCAGAAUUCGCUCUUCUGGUCGCAGGGGAAACCAAAAAGCCUUAUGUUCCUCCAAUAAAAUCUCCAAGGUCACCGACCAAAAGCAUCCCCUCCUCUCCUCUGAACUCCCUGCCCUCCCCCCUGAGGUCGUCCUUUCCCAGUCUAAACACUGCCAGCACUGUGAACACUAUCAACUCUCAUCUCAGUAGCAGUUUGAGCAGCCUCAGUCCUACAGCAGGCGAUGAGCACUUUCCCAUUUCUGGUAUUUAUGACACAACCACUGAGAGUCGAAUGUCUGUCAGAAGCGCCUUGACCAGAAAACUCAUCGACAGUGACACGGCCCUGAAGCUGCUCGAGGCGCAGGCUGCCUCAGGCGGAAUCGUUGACCUCACCAAAAAGGACAAGCUGUCUGUACACAAGGCCGCCGAACACGGACUCAUCGACUCGGGCCAAAUGUAUAAAAUCCUGAACGCUCAGAAGGCCUUCACCGGAGUCGAGGAUCCUGUGACAAAAGAGCGUCUGGCAGUGGGAAAAGCGGCACAGAAGGGGUAUAUCCCACAGGAAAAUGCCAAGAGAUACAUGGAGGCGCAGUACCUGACUGGUGGGUUGGUGGACCCAACUAAAGCAGGACGUCUCACUGUCCAAGAUGCUCUCAAUAACAACCUGAUCGACAGUCAAACAGCUAAGAACCUGGAAGAUGAGUCGGCCCACACCAAGGAGCUGGUGGACCCCAUCACCAAAGAAAAGGUGACAUACAAGCAGGCGAUGGACCGGUGUAAGAGAGACCCCACCACCGGACUGCUGCUUCUCCCUGCAGCCUCCACCGAUGCCAAAAACGCACCGUCGUACUCCAACUUUAAGUUCACGUCUUCUUACAAUAAAGUCUAGAUGUGCAGGUUAUGAUGAUCUACAUUAACUGGGCCACAGACAUUGGUGCUGAAAGGUGUAUGUUAAUUCAAACUAUAACAAAAAACAAAUAUUUUACAAAAUCAUGUUAAUACAAGUUUAAAAUGUGAAAAAAAAGAAACAAUCUUUUGGAUGUUUGGAAAAACAGUAUGUUGUCCUGUUCUUUUCUUAUUCUGCUUGAGGGUCUGCUGUGAAAACUGAGAAUACUGUUUGUAUUGUGAUGUUUGAUCUUAACUGUUCUUUUUUCCUCGUCAAUGUUGUCAAGUUAACUGCCCCAAAAAUUGCUAUUAAACUUCUUCAACAUA